AGUCGUACUUAGUAUGUUAUACAACUUUUCUUUCUUCAUUCUGCCCGCAUCACCUCGCCGGCGUUUUCCUCUAACACGUUUCACAAAUCGUUACCAGAUCAAGAACUGGAAAUGAGUGGAGAUCAUUCCCACAACGAUAGCCAGAUAGACUCCGGCUCUCGGAUCAAUGAUACUCACAAGCAUAAAGACAAAUACAAGGAUAAAGAACACAAACACAAGGACCACAAAAAGGACAAGGAGCGUGAGAAAUCGAAAUAUGGAAACAGUGACCAUAAGGACUUUUCAGAGAAGAAACACAGAGAAAAGGAGAAGGAGAGAGUGAAGCACAAAGAUGGCAGCACAGACCGACAUAAGGACAAGCACAAGGACAAAGACAAGCGGAAGGAGGAGAACAUCAAGCCGAAGAAAGAAAAAGAAAAUGGCUUUGCCAGUCCUCCUCGCAUCAAGUGUGAGCCGGACAAUGAUGACUUCUACCACUCCCCCAAAUCCCUGAAGAGAGAGCGAGAUGAUGACGAAGCUGAAGUCAAGCCUAAAAAAAUUAAGACUGAGAAUGACCGGGUGGACAAGAAGGGAAAGAAGAGGAAACCGGGGGAUGAGGACAUCAAGCCCAAAAAGACACAGAAAAACAAGAAGGGGGAUGUCACUGAGGGAAAAAAGAAAGCAAAAAAGGAGCCUGAGGAGAAAUGGAAAUGGUGGGAAGAGGAAAGAUACACAGAUGGUUCCAAAUGGAGGUUUCUGGAACAUAAAGGGCCAGUCAUGGCUGCACCAUAUGAACCUCUUCCCAGCAAUGUCCGUUUUUCUUAUGAUGGAAAGUCAAUGAAGCUCAGCUUGGGAGCUGAGGAGGUGGCCACCUUUUUUGCGAAAAUGCUGGACCAUGAGUACACUACCAAGGAAAUCUUCCAGAAGAACUUCUUCAAUGACUGGAGAAAGGAGAUGACCUCAGAGGAGCGAGCUAAGAUCACCGACCUGAAGAAGUGCAACUUCAAUGAAAUGGCUGAAUACUUUAAGGCUCAGUCUGAGGCCAGAAAGGCCAUGACUAAAGAAGACAAACUGAAAAUCAAAGCGGAGAACGAGCGUCUGCUGCAGGAGUAUGGUUUCUGUAUCAUGGACAACCACAAGGAGCGCAUUGCAAACUUCCGCAUUGAGCCGCCUGGUCUGUUCCGUGGCCGAGGAGACCACCCCAAGAUGGGCAUGCUGAAGCGGCGCAUCCGCCCUGAGGACAUCAUCAUCAACUGCAGCAAGGACUCAAAGCACCCCAAGCCCCCCCCUGGUACAAAGUGGAAGGAGGUGCGUCACGACAACAAGGUUACCUGGUUGGUGUCAUGGACGGAGAACAUCCAGGGUUCCAUAAAGUACAUCAUGCUCAACCCUAGCUCCAGAAUCAAGGGAGAGAAGGACUGGCAGAAAUAUGAGACUGCACGGAAUCUGAAGAAGUGUGUGGAGCGACUGAGGCACCAGUACCGUGAAGACUGGAAGUCCAAAGAGAUGAAGAUCCGACAAAGAGCGGUGGCGCUCUACUUCAUUGACAAGCUGGCUCUGAGAGCAGGUAACGAGAAGGAGGAAGGAGAGUCGGCAGACACCGUGGGCUGUUGCUCCCUGAGGGUGGAACACAUCAACCUGCAUGCUGAGAAAGAUGGCCAAGAGUUUGUGGUGGAGUUUGACUUCCUUGGUAAAGACUCCAUCCGUUACUACAACAAAGUCCCUGUGGAGAAAAGGGUGUUCAAAAACCUGCAGCUGUUUAUGGAGAACAAGCAGCCGGAAGAUGACCUUUUUGACCGGCUCAAUACCUCCAUUCUGAACAAACACCUCCAGGAGCUGAUGGACGGCCUGACGGCGAAAGUGUUCCGUACCUACAACGCCUCCAUCACCCUGCAGCAACAGCUGAAGGAGCUCACCAACCCUGAUGAGAACCUUCCGGCCAAGAUCCUAUCGUACAACAGGGCCAACAGAGCUGUGGCCAUCCUGUGUAACCAUCAGAGGGCGGCGCCCAAGACUUUUGAGAAAUCCAUGCAGAACCUCCAGGCUAAAAUUGAUGCAAAAAAAGACCAGCUGGCUGAGGCAAAGAGAGAUUUAAAGGGUGCCAAGGCUGACCUCAAAGUACGGCGGGAUGAAAAGUCCAAAAAAGCCCUGGAGUCCAAGAAAAAGGCAGUGGAGAGGGUAGAAGAGCAACUGAUGAAGUUGGAGGUUCAGGCGACAGACCGUGAAGAGAACAAGCAGAUCGCCCUGGGCACCUCCAAACUCAACUACCUGGACCCACGCAUUUCGGUGGCCUGGUGUAAGAAGUGGGGCAUCCCUAUCGAGAAGAUCUACAACAAAACUCAGCGUGAAAAGUUUGCCUGGGCUAUUGACAUGGCGGAUGAGGACUUUGAAUUUUAAAUCCUGUUUGCGGUUUUAAUUAUGCGAUUUUUAUUUCAUUGGAUACUUGUUUUUAGCUUAACCGAUUACACCCAAUGGCCAGCCUGACGAGGAAAUGGGGAAAAUGUGUGUGCACUCAACAAGCAUGGUGAGGUAGGACAGAUCAAGGAUAUAGGCCAUUACAGAUGAGCUGGGGGUGGGUGUUGUGGUGGGUGGGGGGUUUGCACAGUGUUCUCUGACGGUCCGGUCUGUCAGAUUCAAGGGCUCGACUAUACCCAUGCCCAAAGGCCAAGCUGUAAUCCCAAUGAUUGGAUGAGAACCAGUUGAUGCCCUUUUUGCCUUUUGGCUUGCUUCCUCUUCAGCCACACGCACGACCAGAAGAUGUCUGAACUUUGAACUCUGUGAUCCUCUAGCUACUGUAUUCAACAAAAAAAAACGACUGCUUUGUGUAUAAUUUUAUUUUUGUUCACUUGGUCUGUAUUUUUAGCCCUCGUAUUAUUAAUGGAUUCUAUAUUUUAAUAGAAGGAAACAAAGUUAAAUCAAAAGAAUUCCUUAAGUACACCCAUGCGCCUUUGAGGAAAUGGAAUGUGAGCCCAAGUAUGAGUUGUGGGGAGGGAAAGAACAUGAGCUGUGUGUUUGGGUGAGUGUGAUGUUUUAAACUGGACUAUGUUGAUUGUGUAUCAUGAGGAUGCUUUGACAAGCUCGGGGGAAAAUGCUACACCCAAUGUCAAUAUUUACCUAAGCAGGCAGAAUGUGAAUAAUUUUGUUUUACAGUAUCUAUCAGGGACUUAUUUUCAAUGUAAAUGUGAACAAAUCAUUUUAUUUUUCUCCCCAACAUCCUCUGAAUCUUUCUUCAUAGCCCUGUCUCCAUCUGGUUUUAACUUAAUCACUUUUAAUGAUUGUUUCCAGAAGGUGAGAAGACUCCCUUGUCUGUUACUUGAAAAAAAACAAUGCUAUUUUAAUGUAUUUUAAGUUAGUUAAUGGAACAUGUUUUUUCUCAGAAGGGUGAGGGAUAUCCACUUUGCCAAAAAAAAAGUCCAAUCUGUUACAAUUGAGCUAAGCAGUUAUUUUUUUAAUUGUGUUAAAGAUUGAUGACAAUUUUAACAGGAGUUUCAAUGUGAAUGACCCAUUAAUUUUAUUCCACUGUAGUAUAUGAGGAAAGUUGUUUGUAGCGAUAACUGUACUUUCCUGUUUUUCAACCUCUUCUGUCAUAGCCUCCAAUCAUGUUUUAGGUUUAUGCUCAUUGUAGGUUGAAAAUGAAUAAAACCCCUCAACUCCA
Messenger RNA from Esox lucius (northern pike), 3634 nucleotides. It is a transcript of the gene top1a, whose product is annotated as DNA topoisomerase I, like. The record is from RefSeq and is a predicted model, not a curated record. Gene Ontology annotation, cellular component: nucleolus; chromosome. NCBI's taxonomy places the organism in Eukaryota, Metazoa, Chordata, Actinopteri, Esociformes, Esocidae. Gene Ontology annotation, biological process: DNA topological change; chromosome segregation; DNA replication. The transcript is spliced from 21 exons. Gene Ontology annotation, molecular function: DNA binding; DNA topoisomerase type I (single strand cut, ATP-independent) activity. Bases 112 to 2376 code for a protein of 754 amino acids.